Molecule: messenger RNA, 2109 nt
Organism: Trichoderma virens Gv29-8
Lineage: Eukaryota; Fungi; Ascomycota; Sordariomycetes; Hypocreales; Hypocreaceae
Exons: 2
Coding region: 197-1918 (573 amino acids)
Biological process (GO): lipid metabolic process
Cellular component (GO): membrane
Molecular function (GO): oxidoreductase activity, acting on paired donors, with oxidation of a pair of donors resulting in the reduction of molecular oxygen to two molecules of water
Source: RefSeq, a predicted model, not a curated record
UAAAUAUGUGCUUGUACCUCCCAUCGUUCUACCUCUACCAAAGUCAUUCGAUACUCGCGGCUGUCGUGGCUUUAAGCGGUGAAUUCACGACGACGUCGUCCUCCAGCUCAACGGUCCUCUCUCCCGCACCACUUGAUUGAACUUUUUCCUGCUCCGUUUCUUCCUUUCCCCGGUGCAAUUGUAAUGUGUUGGCACCAUGUCAGCUACUGAGUCUUCUUCUCGCCAGCCGGCACAGGAUGUUGGCGGAAAGAGGGAUCUACCCCUCAUGACCCGCGAUGAAAUUGAGGCUUUGAUCGCCAGUGGACGACAUAUUAUUAUCUACGGCGGAUAUGUCUUGCGGCUUGAUGGCUGGCUUCAAUAUCACCCAGGAGGAGCCAAGGCCAUCAUGCAUAUGGUGGGCAGAGAUGCAACUGACUGGAUCGAGGUUAUACAUUCGAAGGGGGCAAAGGAAAAAAUGGCGCGGUACCGCAUUGGCAAAAUCGAAGGUUCUUGGUUGAACUUCAGGCCGCCUAUCCAGGGCGGUAUCUUUCGAACCAUGGAAGAGAUCGAAUCGGACCAUAGCAAAGGUAUCCAUGGCAUAUCGACGGGAGAGGAUACGAGCUCCUCAAGCUCCCGAGCACCCUCGCCUGUAUUUGAUGUUGACACAAAGUCGUUGCGUGAUCGAAAAAGUGCGUCGGGACAUGCAGCAGCCAGGUCAGGGUCCAUCUCGUCCGAGUCAACUACGGACAAGACGCCGCUGGACGGCAUGUCCUAUCUAGACAUUGUCACUCGCGAGCAUAUCUCGCUUGAUCUUGAGAAAUACCCCGCUGUUGACGAAGCCACGCAAGCUCACAUUGUUGCCAAUUACCGCGAACUGCACCAGAAGAUUAUCGAUGCCGGCCUGUACAAAACAAAUUAUUCGGCAUAUGGCUGGGAAUGUCUUCGCUACUUUUCUCUGUUCGCUACGAUGCUGAUUGCUCUUUCCUAUGGUUACUACUUCAUCAGCGCACUAUCUCUUGGUUUCUUGUGGCACCAGCUCGUCUUCACAGCUCACGAUGCUGGCCACAUGGGCAUUACGCACGACUAUUUUAUCGACACGACUAUCGGCAUCUUCAUCGCUAAUUUCGUUGGUGGCCUCUCCCUAGGCUGGUGGAAGCACAACCACAAUGUUCACCACAUCGUGACAAAUGCCCCCGAGCACGAUCCCGACAUCGAACACAUGCCUCUCUUCGCUGUUUCUCACCGCCUACUGGGAUCCUUGCGGUCUACUUUUUACGAACGCGUCAUGGAGUAUGAUGCAUUUGCGAAAGUUCUCUUGCGCAUUCAGCCGUGGACCUACUACCCAUUCUUGGCUCUUGGUCGGUUCAACCUCUACGUCCUGUCGUGGGAUUAUAUCCUCAAUGGAAAGGGGCCUCGGAAGGGCCCAGCUGCGUACCAGCGUUGGCUCGAGCUAACAGGACAGGUGUUCUUCUGGAUCUGGUUCGGCUAUGGAAUUCUGUACAAGUCGAUACCUGAUGGCUGGUCGCGCUUUGUCUUUUUGAUGGUGAGCCACGUUGCAGCUUCUCCUCUGCAUGUGCAGAUUGUGCUGUCGCAUUUUGCCAUGAGCACCGCCGACCUGGGGCCGCAGGAGUCUUUCCCGCAGAUGAUGCUGAGAACGACAAUGGACGUUGAUUGCCCUCGCUGGCUUGACUUUGUUCACGGUGGCCUGCAGUUUCAAGCCAUCCAUCACUUAUUCCCCCGCAUGCCGCGCCAUAACUUCCGCGACGCACAGAAGCUUGUCAUUGAGUUUUGCAAAGAGGUUGAUAUCCCCUACGCAUACUACGGGUUCACAACGGCCAAUGGGCAGGUCAUUGGCAGGCUCGCAGAAGUUGCCAGACAGGCCGCCAUCUUUUCAAAGUGCCAGGAAACCAUCACCAAGACGAAAGAUUUUGCUAUAUAAAUGCUAUAGAAUGUUGCUAGAUAAAAGUCUCGCACUUGGAUAGAGGAGUAUAUGUGUAUGAAUACCUGAGAUUAGUAGAAACAAAUACAGGUAGGUUAAAAAAAAGGUGCGGUAGAAUUAUGCAGCUUUCUAAAGAAGCUUCUUUAUUAGUUAUUUAAAACUUCAAAUUUCUACCAGAUUUUUUUUCUUCU